GGUAAGAGUGCCACAGCCUUAAUAGCCAGACAGGUACUUUUCGAAUUGACGGAUAAAUAUCCCCGAGAACAUGCUUGCCGUAAAGGAAGGUAAGCAGCCUGUCCUACGGCAGCAUGCAAUUCCACUGGAUAUUGUGAAAAGUGCGAGCCCAGUCGUAGGCAGCCUCGUUAAGCUGCAUUGUUUAUCCGUCGUCCCGCGGCCACUAUUAGAUGGCCAUAAGCUAGUUGUGAAGGAUUUGAAGGUAGGGGGGUUCGUUAAAGUCUAUAAGCAAAUAUCCCGUCCAUCCGUCAUUUCCGCGGCGCAAGUUGCCUCGCGCGAUUUUCCGUCGCCAAUAAAAAGAUUCUCUUUCAAAUAUUUGCCACCUCCUACACGUAAAAUCCAUCUCGGUUCCAGCAAUUUGCAACUCCCAAAGAACAGAAAAGAAUCCCCCAAAAUCCGCCUUCAUGCGCCAGUUUAUCCAUCUCCACGACUCCUUUUAUUCCUUCCAGAUCAUCAUUCUCUGAGACUCUUCGUACGAAUACUCUUCGUACGAAUACUCUUCGUACGAAUACUCUUCGUACGAGUACUCUUCUCUCGGCCAACCUGCCGUCCCUUUCUGUGUCUGGAAACCAUCAUCUGCCAGUGGCAGGAACCUCUGUUGUUGCCCUCAAGGUGGCCUCAAAUUUCCGGCUUGGGACGAAAUAAGACAGCCGUGGCUGUUCUUUCUUGACUACUUUGAUUGACUUUCUGGCAUUUAAGCACAACCCGAAUUCGUUGUUCAGACCGAUGGGCGUGACGUCCUUUUCUUCCCUGGAAAACGCCUCCCAUUGUCCGCUGCUCCUCGACGUCCUGAGCUGCAAGAUGAAGUUGAGUGCUCGUUCCCCUUUCCGCCAGGCUGCGCUCUUGAGAUGGCCAAAUUAAAGUUGAUUUCUAGGCGCGUUUGAUAGUGGGCCUCGGGGCCUGACGGAGCUGCCCUUCACUCCCCUGUCAUCCAUUAGAAUCUUAAAAUUUAUUCCUCCGA
Lasiosphaeria miniovina is the source of this 1000-nucleotide messenger RNA. RefSeq lists its product as uncharacterized. Lineage: Eukaryota; Fungi; Ascomycota; Sordariomycetes; Sordariales; Lasiosphaeriaceae. The record is from RefSeq and is a predicted model, not a curated record. Bases 71 to 709 code for a protein of 212 amino acids. The transcript has a single exon.